CUCUCUUUUAAAAAAAAGAUUUUGUUUUCCUUGCCAAUUUAAGAAUUAAACUUCUCCCCCACCGCCUUCCAGUUCGUGUCCUGCCCAGCUGUGUUUCUGCAGAAGGGGGUAUUUUCUUCCCCGCUUGCAAGGGCACACCCCCCGCCGCCCCAACUCCCCUCCCCUCCCGCCUGCCCAAUGUGGAUUCGGAACUUCCCUCGCCGUCUGCGUUCUCCUGCAGCAGUCCUGUCCCGGCGCACCGGGAGGAGCGGGCCCUCUUGAGCGGAUGGAUUACCGGGCUCUCAGCGUGCUGGCGUGCCUGGGCUUCCUGCGGCUGCCCGCGGCCUCGGCGCAGGGCAAGGAGCCCUCGCAGGGGCGCUUCAAGGUGGUCUUCACCCCGACCAUCUGCAAGAGGACGUGCAUGAAGGGUCACUGCCAGGACAGCUGCAAGAGAGGCAACACCACCACCCUGAUCAGCGAGAAUGGACAGGCGGCGGACACCCUCACCGGCUCCGGCUUCCGAGUGGUCGUGUGCCCGCUGCCCUGCAUGAACGGCGGGCAGUGCACCUCCCGCAACCGCUGCCAGUGCCCGGCGCACUUCACCGGCAAGUUCUGCCAGAUCCCCGCCAGCGGCAAGGCCCAGCACGUCCAGCAGCCCGCCCCGGCGGAGCAGCCGACCGACAAGACUGCCGAGACCUACAAGCACUCGGUUUUCACCCUCCAGCUCACGCCCGACGAGCACACCUUGGCCAAGUUCAUCCCGGGCAUCCCAUACUCAGCGCAGCUCCAGCCGGUCAUUAACCUCCACGUGCGCCACCCUCCGGAAGCCACUGUCCAGAUCCACCGCGUCUCCACCAUCGACGGCCACCUGGGCGAGCAGAAGGUCCUGACGCCCGUGCAGAAGGUCAACCACUACCCCCCAAGGACCCUCCCCACCUCCCAGAAGAAGCUGGGGCGCUGCUUCCAGGAAACCCUGCCAAAGACGUGCAGUAACCCGCUGCCAGGCCUGACCAAGGAGGAGGACUGCUGCGGAAGUGUGGGGGCCUCGUGGGGCUUGAACAACUGCAACAAAUGUCGACACCAGCACUAUCUGACUGACCCGAAGACUGGCUUCGGCGGCGUGGAGUGUCCCCAGGGCUACAAGCGGCUGAACACCACCCACUGCCAAGAUAUCAACGAGUGCCUGAUGCAGGGAGUCUGCCAGAACGCAGUCUGUCUCAAUACCUACGGCAGUUUCCGCUGUGCCUGCAAGCCCGGCUACGUGAUGGGGCCGUCGCGAACACACUGUGUGGUCACAGAGCUUUCCGGGGAGAAGGGCCCGUGCUACCUGCUGGUAGACUCGGAGAAGCGCUGCGCUUAUCCCCUGGGUGGGGAACUGACAAAGCAGAUCUGCUGCUGUUCUGUGGGCAAAGCCUGGGGCUCCAACUGCGACCCCUGCCCCAUCUCUGGCACCGCAGAGUUCCACGAGACGUGCCCGGCGGGCAUGGGCUACCAGUUCUCCAGCUCCCACCAGAAGAUCAGCAUCCCGCCCGGCAAAAGCAUCACGGUGCGGAUAGGCCCUGACGGCAAGGCCCGCAUCGUCCAGGUGCCAAUCACGGGUCCCACCGGCAUCCCGCACCAGGAGAUUGACAAGGACGUCCUGGAAGCAACCACUAUCACUUUGGUGCCCACCUUCAGCCUCACGGAGAAAGUCUUCUCAUCGAGUUUCAUCCCGUUCGGAUCGAGAUUUCCGGAAUUGGAUCCUCGACCUACGACCCCGGCUGUGAAAUUGCUGCAUCCGGAGGAACCCAUGGAGUUUGGACCCUCCCAAGUCAUUGAAAUGGACACGUGCAAAGUCAACCGAGGCAUCUGCGGGCAUGGCGUCUGCGUCCACGACCCGGCCGGCUACACCUGCGCCUGCCACACUGGCUACCAGCUCCACGCCCACAUCAAGCAGUGUGUCGACGUCAACGAGUGCGACAGUAACCCAUGCGGGGCCAGGAAAGGCAAGUGUGUGAAUUCCAUCGGCACCUACACCUGCCUCUGCUAUCACGGCUUCCAGCUGCAGGAACUUCAGGAAGGGAGCACCUGUGUCGACAUCAACGAGUGCAGCGACGGCCUCCUGUGUGCCAACGGCCAGUGCCUCAACACCGAGGGCUCCUUCUUCUGCCUGUGCCAGGCCGGCUACGGGCUGCACAAGCACCAGACCUCCUGCGAAGACAUCAACGAGUGCCUCAGCCCGGGCACCUGCCCGCGGGGGGAGUGCAGGAACAAGCUGGGCACGUACGAGUGCGUUCCCUGUCCGGAGGGCUAUCGGAGCCAGGCUGGCGAGUGCUUCGAUAUCGACGAGUGCCUGGAUAGGUCUUUCUGCUUGAACGGAAAGUGUCACAACACAAAGGGCUCGUACAGUUGCACCUGCAACAAGGGCUUUCAACCCCUGCCGGACAAGAAGGGUUGCCAAGACGUCAACGAGUGCGGCAACGGGAGGCUGUGCGCCAACGGCCGCUGCCUGAACACGGAGGGGUCCUUCCAGUGUCGGUGUCGCCUCGGUUACCGCCUGUCCAGUCACAAAACCUCCUGCGAAGACAUCGAUGAGUGCCGAGAGCUGCAACACGCCUGUCUCAACGGGGAGUGCGUGAACACGCCAGGGUCCUACACGUGCCAGUGUCACCCGGGGUACCAGCUGGUCGACGGAGUCAAGUGCAAAGACAUCAACGAGUGCGCGCUGAACCGCUCUCUGUGCGGACCGUACGGCACCUGCAAGAACGUGGACGGCUCCUACACCUGCAUCUGCGACCCGGGCUUCAUCCUGUCCCCAGACGGCUCCACUUGCGAAGAACCCGAGAAGCCGGAAGGCAAGAAGGAGUGCUACCUCAGCCUCGACGACCCGAUAUUCUGUGACAGCGUCCUGGCGACGAACAUCACCAAGGAGGAGUGCUGCUGCUCGCUGGGGGCCGGCUGGGGCGACCUCUGCGAGAUCUACCCUUGCCCCGUGCACAGUACCGCCGAGUUUCACUCUCUGUGUCCGGACGGGAAGGGGUACUUGGUGGACAACGACAACCUGUUCAACACUGGCCUGCCAACCUACAGAGACAUCGAUGAGUGCACGCUGUUUGGGCAGGAGAUCUGCAAGGAGGGAUUCUGCAUGAACACGCAGCCGGGCUUCGAGUGCUACUGCAAGCAAGGCUACUACUACGACGGGUCGCUGCUUCAGUGUCUGGAUGUCGAUGAGUGCCAGGACCUCCAGAGCUGCCCCAAUGCCAGGUGCAUCAACACCAAGGGGUCCUUCACCUGCGCCUGUGUGCCGCCGAUGACCUACGACACGGUGAAGAGGCGCUGUGUGCAGCCCCUCGUCCUCAACGACCGGCCGGAGAUGGAACGGGACCUCUGCUGGAAGCGCGUCAACAAUGACCUCACGUGCAGCCACCCCGUCCUGGGGCAUCACACCACCUUCUCGGAGUGCUGCUGCCAACACGGCCUGGCCUGGGGGCUGGAGUGCCACAUCUGCCCCCCGAGGAUGUCAGCCAACUUCCCCCACCUGUGCAACGCCACUCGGUGGGUUCCAGGCCUGCGUCCGGGGCGACGCGCGGACCGGAGCCGGCGGGAGCAGCUGGAAACGUCGCAGAGCAGUGACGAUAACAGUUCCUACGACGACUCCGACGAGUGUUCCUGCAGGUACGGGCGAUGUGUGCGAGGACGGAGGUGCGACUGCUAUAAAGGCUUCCAGCGGGACAGCAGCGGGAAGUGCCGAGAUAUCAACGAAUGUCGUGAGCGACAUCACAAGGGAUCCCUCUGCAAGAACGCAAGGUGCGUGAACACCAUGGGCUCGUACCGAUGCGUCUGCUUCCAAGGUUUUGUGCCAGAACGACGCCACGGGAGAUGCAUACGGCGGAAGAUGAGCUAAAAAACCUCCGCACAGGCGCAGAACCAGAUGCAAAUUAAAACUCUCGUCCAUUUCUCUUUUUUCUUUCUUUUGGCCAGGCCGACCCUUGAAGGAACCAUGUCUCAAACGAUAACUUUGAAAAUAUUUGUUUAAUUUUUUUGGAAAGACGUGUUUAACGUUCUGAAACAAUGCAGGGGGAGGAAAAGAAGCCUUAGUUUACCAUUACCUUUGGUUGGUGGUGCUUAGUUGUCCAAUAUGUAUUUUAUAUCGAAUGAUCGUUUUAAAAGAUUUUUACACAAUUUGGUGGCUAGUUUGACCACAUCCGGAACGCUAAACCAAAGAACUCCUGAACAGUGGUGCCAUAGAUUUCUGUUUGCAGAAGAUUUGGCGAGGCAGCCACUUCCCAAUUUGAACCAAAACGAGAGUUGAAAGACGUUGGCCACGUGUUGAUAUGGUGGCAACAAAGGACGCCAUCAGCUGCCUUAUUGAGUGUACCGUUGAUAUUUUAGAGACACCGCUACAGACUGGACUGAUGAUGUAGAUACUAAUAUAGGAUAUGAAGCCACUGGCCAAUCAGUAAUAUACAGCUUGAAGGUAAAAUGGCCCAACUUUCUGCUUAAUAGAUUGACAAGGUGAAAAGUUCAAACCUCGAAAGCAUUGCUGUAGUUUUCUUAGCUGUACGUUCUUUGGAAUGUUCUAAUUUCUAAAAGACCUACCACCUACAGGUUCUGUUCUCACCAGAGAGAGAGAACAUUUUGGAGCCAUUCCAGCGUUUGCAUUCAAGGGCCACACUUCCGUCAAGAUGGUGGGGGUGGGGGGGGGAGCGUUGUGUGGACAUCAGAGACGGCUGAAUGUCUAGCAGCGCUGUAGAAGUACACACAUGCACAAGGAUUGGGCAUUUGAGAAAUGGGGACCACUUACUGAGAAAUUAUUCAAUGAACCUGUUAUGUGGAGAAUAAGAGCCAAAAGAUAUAGGAUAACACAAGAUGCUGGAGGAACUCGGCAGGUCAGCACGGAAAGGAACAGGGUCGCGGUUUCAAACCUAGUCCUUCUUCAAGUCCUGAAGACCUGACCUGCUUAGCUCCUCCAGCAUUUUGUGUGUGUUACUCUGGAUUUCUUCCAUCUCCUGUGUUAAGGAGACAGGAAGGAAGCAUGAUCAGUGAUGUAGCUCCAAAAUAUUAAUAGUCAUCACCCUCUAGGAACAUUCCCUCAAGCAUUGAAGAAAUUCGAGUAAGCUUUCAUAUAUUAAAAAAAAUUUUAAAGUCAGAAUAGUACACACAGAAACAGGCGCUUCAGCCCAUCUAGUCCAUACAAAACUAUUUAAACUGCCUACUCUCAUCGACCUGCAGUGGGACCAUAGCCCUCCAUACCCCUACCGUCCAUGUACCUAUCCAAACCUCUCUUUAAAUGUUAAAAAUCGAGCUUGCAUGCACCUCUUGCACUGGCGGUUUGUUCCUCACUUCCACGACCCUCUGAGUGAAAAUGUUUCCCCUCACAGUCCCCUUAAACUUUUUCCCUUUCACCCUUAAACCAUGACCUCAGGUUGUAGUCCCACCCAACCUCAGUGGAAAAAGCCUGCUUGCAUUUACCCUGUCCAGACUCCUCACAAUUUUGUACACCUCUAUCAAAUCUCCUCUCAAUCUUCUAAGUUCCAAGGAAUAAAGUCCGAACCUAUGCAAUCUUUGUAAAUUUUCUCUGUACUCUUCCAACCUCUGACAUCUUUCCUGCAGGUAGCUUUCUUGCACACGUUCUCCCACUAAUAAUCUUUUCCAAAUGUUUAGUUCAAUGGGUAGCCUUCCAACUACCUGUCUCUUUCCCUCAUAGCUCACAUGAGCCAUGAGAAGGUGAUUUGGUCACAGACAUGCCAAGAUGAAACUGCAGGUUACCUGCAUACCCUUUGAUAAAGCAGCUUCUUCAAAGUACAGGCCAUGCUCUGUCCAAUGUGUGCGCAACCCAAUGGACCACGCUCUUUCCAUUCUCAGUGACAAGUCACUUAAACUUAGACUGGGAGGAGUGUAUCCUGGCUGUGUUGUGGAUAUCCCCCUGCAGAUGCCUGACUGACAUACCUGUCUCACUCACUCGUGUUGAAGGCCUCUCUGCCCUCAUCUCGGAAGUGCUGGGGUACAGGCACUCUCACAACUCCCCCACCCAAAUCGAUGUGCGGUGUCACUCAGCUCUGCAAGGUUGGUAAGCAGCCUGCAAGAAUAGCAAUGCAAGUCGGUCUUGCGCAGCACACUCUGCUCCCAUAUCUUACCCUCCCUAACACUGGGCUAUUGGGAAUGCGUUGGAAUUCCACUUGGGAAUGACUGAGAGAAGAGUACGAGACACAAGAGGCAGCCAAUCAAAAAUGACAAUCAAGAACAGCGUAAAUGUCAAAUAUUUAUUUUAAUAGAUGUCUUUUUUUUUUAAAGUUUUGAUAGAUUUGCAAUAAACUUUUUAUCUACGCGAUCUCUAUGGUUUUAGUGCUCCAGUAUAGGAUCAGUCCAUUUUUUUUUUUAAAAAGUGCUGUACAAUUAAUGGAAGGCUGUAUCCACCCACAGACGAGCUGUACUGUGCAACUGGAAUCCAUAAAGCACCGGCUGGAUACAGGCUCCGACUGGGUCUUUUAUUCUGAGGCGAACAUCGCACACAGAUUUGAGUCUUAGUGCAGGGUGGUCACCAAAAGGGAAAAGUGCUAGAGAAUUCUCUUGGCUUCGCCACGAAUCUUGCUGGAAAUCUGGAGAGGAGGCACUGGGGGGGGGGGGGGGAGUUCUAUUAGUCCGGCCUCCCCAAAGCCGGCUGUUUGCCCAAAGGUUUUA
Mobula hypostoma (lesser devil ray) is the source of this 6639-nucleotide messenger RNA. It is a transcript of the gene ltbp3, whose product is annotated as latent transforming growth factor beta binding protein 3. The coding region runs from base 266 to 3862 and encodes 1198 amino acids. The transcript is spliced from 27 exons. Gene Ontology annotation, molecular function: calcium ion binding. Lineage: Eukaryota; Metazoa; Chordata; Chondrichthyes; Myliobatiformes; Myliobatidae. The record is from RefSeq and is a predicted model, not a curated record.